Molecule: messenger RNA, 1683 nt
Organism: Phaedon cochleariae (mustard beetle)
Lineage: Eukaryota; Metazoa; Arthropoda; Insecta; Coleoptera; Chrysomelidae
Source: the annotation of a GenBank genome assembly
AUGAUUAGGAAGUUAUGUUUUGAAACUUGAAACUAUUUUUUUUACCUGGAAAGUGGGAAUUGAUUACCAGAAAAUAUGGAAGACAUGAGACAAAACUUUAGUGAAAUACAAGAAAUCAACGUGAGAUGUAGAGUAUGUCUUCAGGAAACAGAAGAAAUGAAUCCGUUUUUCGAAUUAUAUUUUGAAGAUUUGAGUUUAUCCAAUGUAUUCAAAACUAUUACAACCUAUGAGAUACUAGAAGAUGAUCGAUUAUCCAAGUAUGUUUGUGAAAAUUGUAGUGCCAUUAUCAUCAACUUCAAUAACAUGCUAUCAGUUUUUCAAGAAACUGAAGCAUACCUCAAUAAAGUAGUCUCUGACUUAGAAUUGGAAUCAAAAUAUGAUAGAGUCAAAGAGGAAAACAUAAUGGACUCAGCUGAGGACCCAAGUGAUAAUAUAGAUGACAAUGAACUGAUAGCUACAAGUAAUAUUGUUGAAAAUGAUGUUAUCAAUGCUAUCACAGGAAACAUACAAUAUUUUGGGGAUGACACACUAGACAAUGUGAUAGAGUAUGAAGAACAUGAAGAGACUACUGGCUCCAGUAUUGCUGAUAAUCUUAGUGAUGUGGAUGAUCCAGGUGAAAAUGGUGUUAAAAUAGAGUAUGAACUAUCAAAUAAUGAACCCCCUGUUGAAGAAGAAAUUAUUGGUAAUGGUGAAUACAAAAGAGUUAAGACAAUGAAGUACACUUGUGAAUGUGGAGAUACUUUUUUAUAUAGAACUGGUUUUCGCCUACAUUUGCAACAGAAACAUGAAAAAGUGACUGAAGAACUGAAUUUAGAACAGUAUGCCUCAGAGGUGAAAUAUGUCAUUCCAUUAGGACUUCCCCUUGUGGAAUUUGUUCCUGCCAAGGGUUCCAGAAGAAAUAAGUUGCAAUGUAGAAAAUGUACAAAAUGUUUUCCCACAAUAGAAGAAGUGAAGACACAUGAACAAAUACAUAAGACACAUGUGUGCCACUAUUGUGGUGCUGCAUUCUUGAGAAAAAAUUAUCUCACUGACCAUAUUGCCGUUCAUUCUGAAGAGAAGAAAUAUGUUUGUAAAGUGUGUAAUAGAGCAUUCAGGCAGAGACACAGUUUGAGUGUGCACACAAAAAUCCAUCUUGCUGCCAAGCCCUACAUUUGUGAACAGUGUGGUGUUUGUUUCAGGGCUAGGGGAACCUUAGUCACUCACAGGAUCCUGAAACACAGCAAUGAAAGGAACUAUGUUUGUUCCAUUUGUAGCAUGAGAUUCAAUCUCAAGUCCACACUUGAUAAACAUCAUCUCAGGAAACAUACUGGUGGUAGAGAAAAAAGUUUUAUUUGCAACAAAUGUGGUGUAGCUUAUUUAAAUAAAACCACAUUGACUAGGCAUAUUGCUGAUAAACAUCUUGGACAAGGCAAAAGGUACCCUUGUAAUAUUUGUGGACUCAAAGUGUAUACACUGAAAAAGGGCCUCAGGAUGCAUUUACAAAGAAAACAUAAUAUAUAUUAGUACCUAUAUCCAAUUUUAGUCUUUCAAUUCCUUUAAAAAACGUGGCUUAUUUAUGUUGUCUCAGCAACUCAAUAUCAUUUCAACUAAAUUUAACUUGAAUUCAUUAAUUAUAAUGGUCUGUAUGUUAGGGCUUUUCCAAGUGAAAAUGGUUCUCAUAGAAAUAAAAUCAUUGAAAUAAUG